Messenger RNA from Entrophospora sp. SA101, 249 nucleotides. Lineage: Eukaryota; Fungi; Glomeromycota; Glomeromycetes; Entrophosporales; Entrophosporaceae. The record is from the annotation of a GenBank genome assembly.
AUGUCAAGAAUAAUAAUUAAUGACAAUACAUGGAUAGAAAUCAAGGAUCCACAUACUGCACAUAUCUUUUAUGCUAAUCCUGAAACUGGGGAAUGUUCAUGGGAACGGCCAAAAAACUCCAACAUACAACAAAAGGAUCCAAAGGGUGAAUGGUGGGAAUUAUGGGAUGAGGCUCAUCAAUUGCCGUAUUAUUAUCAUACAUUGACUGGUAGGACAGAAUGGAUUCAACCUGAAUUUGGUAAUGAAUGA